Messenger RNA from Apaloderma vittatum (bar-tailed trogon), 1665 nucleotides. RefSeq names its product splicing factor 3a, subunit 1, 120kDa (gene SF3A1). Gene Ontology annotation, cellular component: catalytic step 2 spliceosome; U2-type prespliceosome; U2 snRNP. The record is from RefSeq and is a predicted model, not a curated record. The annotation marks the transcript as partial. Lineage: Eukaryota; Metazoa; Chordata; Aves; Trogoniformes; Trogonidae. Gene Ontology annotation, biological process: mRNA cis splicing, via spliceosome; regulation of alternative mRNA splicing, via spliceosome. The transcript has 10 exons. Gene Ontology annotation, molecular function: RNA binding.
CCGGAGGAGGAGCCGAAAGAGGAAGCAGCCCCAGCCAAGCCUGUGGUAGGAAUUAUUUAUCCUCCACCUGAGGUCAGGAAUAUUGUGGACAAGACUGCCAGCUUUGUUGCCAGGAAUGGUCCGGAAUUUGAAGCUCGAAUUCGUCAGAACGAAAUAAAUAACCCCAAGUUCAACUUCUUGAACCCAAACGAUCCUUACCAUGCAUACUACCGGCACAAGGUCAGCGAGUUCAAGGAGGGCAAAGCGCAGGAGCCGUCAGCUGCUAUCCCCAAGGUUAUGCAACAGCAGCAAAGCGCUCAGCAGCAGCUCCCGCAGAAGGUUCAGGCCCAGGUGAUCCAGGAGACAGUCGUUCCGAAAGAGCCGCCGCCGGAGUUCGAGUUCAUCGCGGAUCCUCCCUCCAUCUCGGCCUUCGACUUGGACGUGGUGAAGCUCACGGCGCAGUUCGUGGCACGCAACGGGCGGCAGUUCUUGACUCAGCUGAUGCAGAAAGAGCAGAGGAACUACCAGUUUGACUUCCUUCGCCCCCAGCACAGCCUCUUCAACUACUUCACUAAGCUGGUUGAACAGUACACAAAGAUCCUGAUCCCGCCGAAAGGCUUACUCCUCAAGCUCAAGAAAGAGGCCGAAAAUCCCAAGGAGGUCCUAGACCAGGUUUAUUACCGAGUGGAGUGGGCCAAGUUCCAGGAGCGAGAGCGGAAGAAGGAAGAGGAGGAGAAGGAAAAGGAGCGCGUCGCUUACGCCCAGAUUGAUUGGCAUGAUUUUGUGGUGGUGGAAACAGUUGACUUUCAGCCCAACGAGCAAGGGAAUUUUCCUCCUCCCACCACUCCGGAAGAGUUGGGAGCUCGAAUCCUCAUCCAGGAGCGUUAUGAGAAAUUUGGGGAAAGUGAGGAGGUAGAGAUGGAGGUGGAGUCAGACGAGGAAGAUGAAAAGCAAGAGAAAACUGAUGAGCCCCCAGCCCAGCUGGAUCAAGACACGCAGGUGCAGGAUAUGGAUGAGGGCUCCGAUGAUGAAGAUGAAAGUCAGAAGGUUCCUCCUCCUCCAGAAACCCCGAUGCCACCACCUCUUCCUCCCACACCGGAUCAGGUCAUUGUGCGGAAAGAUUACGAUCCCAAAGCCUCAAAACCGUUGCCACCUGCUCCAGCUCCGGAUGAGUAUCUUGUUUCCCCCAUCACUGGAGAGAAAAUCCCUGCUAGUAAAAUGCAGGAACACAUGCGAAUCGGCCUCCUGGACCCUCGAUGGCUGGAGCAGCGGGAUCGAUCCAUCCGGGAGAAGCAGAGCGAUGACGAGGUCUAUGCCCCAGGUUUGGAUAUUGAAAGCAGCUUGAAGCAGCUGGCAGAGCGCCGUACUGAUAUCUUCGGCGUGGAGGAGACUGCCAUUGGUAAAAAGAUCGGUGAAGAAGAAAUCCAGAAACCAGAGGAAAAGGUGACCUGGGACGGCCACUCGGGCAGCAUGGCCCGCACACAGCAGGCUGCGCAGGCCAACAUUACUCUCCAAGAGCAAAUCGAAGCGAUCCAUAAAGCCAAGGGACUGGUGCCAGAAGAUGACAGCAAGGAGAAGAUCGGUCCCAGCAAACCCAACGAGAUACCCCAGCCACCUCCUCCUUCGUCAGCGUCGAAUCCCCCAGCGAGCGCCCAGCCCAUCACAUCGGUGCCUCGCCCCCCUACA